Molecule: messenger RNA, 2518 nt
Organism: Xenopus laevis (African clawed frog)
Lineage: Eukaryota; Metazoa; Chordata; Amphibia; Anura; Pipidae
Gene: edem2.L
Product: ER degradation enhancer, mannosidase alpha-like 2 L homeolog
Exons: 11
Coding region: 111-1805 (564 amino acids)
Biological process (GO): endoplasmic reticulum mannose trimming; positive regulation of retrograde protein transport, ER to cytosol; carbohydrate metabolic process
Cellular component (GO): endoplasmic reticulum lumen; endoplasmic reticulum quality control compartment; endoplasmic reticulum
Molecular function (GO): calcium ion binding; mannosyl-oligosaccharide 1,2-alpha-mannosidase activity
Source: RefSeq, a predicted model, not a curated record
AGGAAGCUGCUGCGGGUGACGGCCAAUCAGAGCGCGAUGUGUAUCACUCCAGCCGGAAGCCGGCUGUAUGAGUAUGUUGUGACAGAGAGGAGACUGUGACUUGGUGGCUCAUGGUCACUAUACUGUACCCGCUUUAUUUAGGGAUCCUUGGUGCCCUGCUGCCAGGCUGCCAUGCCAGGGACAGAAGGUUCACGGAGGACGAAAUGGUGCAGUACAGGGAUCGGGUGAAAUCCAUGUUUUAUCACGCAUACAAUAACUACCUGGACCACGCCUUCCCAUAUGAUGAACUGCGGCCCCUGACCUGUGAUGGACAAGAUACCUGGGGAAGCUUCUCCUUGACACUGAUUGAUGCGUUAGACACAUUACUGAUAAUUGGGAAUAUCACUGAGUUCCAGAGAGUAGUGAACGUUCUGCAGGACACUUUGGAUUUCGACAUCGAUGUCAACGCCUCAGUCUUCGAGACCAACAUCCGAGUGGUGGGUGGUCUACUAUCCGCUCACCUUCUCUCCAAAAGAGCCGGCUUGGAACUGGAACCGGGAUGGCCUUGCACUGGUCCCUUACUUCGUAUGGCAGAAGAGGCUGCUCGCAAACUUCUUCCAGCGUUUGACACAGCCACAGGGAUGCCUUAUGGGACAGUCAACCUGCUGAGAGGAGUUAACCCUACAGAGACCCCUGUGACUUGCACAGCAGGCAUAGGAACAUUUAUUGUGGAGUUUGCCACUCUCAGUCGCCUUACAGGAGAUCCACAGUUUGAGAUGGUGGCAAGAAGGGCCCUCAAAGGAUUAUGGGAGAGCAGGUCUGAUAUUGGGCUGGUAGGAAACCAUGUAGACGUCAUGACGUCCAAGUGGGUUGCUCAAGAUGCUGGAAUUGGGGCUGGUGUUGAUUCUUAUUUUGAAUAUCUGGUUAAAGGUGCUAUCCUGCUGCAGGACGAAGAAUUAAUGUCUAUGUUUCUUGAAUACAACAAGGCCAUCCGGAACUUCACCAAAUAUGAUGACUGGUAUGUGUGGGUUCAGAUGUACAAAGGCACGGUCACUAUGCCAGUUUUCCAGUCACUUGAGGCCUUUUGGCCAGGAUUACAGAGUUUAGUGGGAGAUAUCGGAAGCGCCAUGAGAUCAUUCCACAAUUAUUACACAGUUUGGAAGCAGUUUGGUGGGUUACCCGAAUUUUACAGCAUUCCUCAGGGAUUUACAGUGGAGAAAAGAGAGGGCUAUCCCCUCCGGCCAGAGUUGAUUGAGAGUGCUAUGUACUUGUACAAGGCAACCAGAGAUCCAAUUCUGUUAGAGCUGGGAAGAGAUGCUGUGGAGUCCAUUGAAAGGAUAAGCAAAGUGGACUGUGGAUUUGCAACGAUCAAAGAUGUACGGGAUCACAAGCUGGAUAACCGCAUGGAGUCUUUCUUCCUGGCUGAAACCAUCAAGUACCUAUAUUUGCUGUUUGAUCCAGACAACUUUAUCCACAAUGAUGGCUCCACAUCUGAUCUGGUGGUGACUCCGUAUGGAGAGUGCGUCUUGGGGGCAGGCGGCUAUGUUUUCAACACAGAGGCCCACCCUAUAGACCCCGCUGCGCUGCAUUGCUGUAAGAGAGACUCUGCCGAGCAGUGGCAAGUAGAAGACCUGGUAAAGGAGUUUUUCUCAAUCAAAAGCAGCAGUAAGACUAAAGCACAGCCCUCCAAGGAUGGGGGCCAAAAGGAACCCAUAUCUGACUUUCAGAACAACAAAAAUAAAGGCAAAAGAACCUCUAAUCUCAGCUGCCCAAGUCAGCCAUUUAGUUCUAAACUUUCUGUCCUUGGGCAGGUUUUCCUCGAUUGAUGAUGGCCCUCUCCUACCUGCUACAUCUGUCCAGGUUUCACCUGCUUUAAUUCAGCUUCGUUCUCUUCCAGUAAUGCCCUGCCUUCAUCCAGUUAACCAUUCUGUGGGACUUCUCCAUAAUAUUGGUCACAUACUUUGAACCUGACUACAUCCAUAUAUCACAAGGGCUAGAAGUAGGGGUAGACAGAAGAGCACAGGGGUCAAGAUGGGUGGAGGAAAGACCUUGUUCUUGUAGGGGUAUCUUUGGAACAGGGCCUCAUCUGGUAACUUUUUAUGGAUGCAUCAAAUCCAGUAAACCGUUCAGAAUCUAUUUGAAUCACCAAAACAGUUUGCAAAACAUGGCUGAAACAAUCCUGUGACAGGACAAGUGGUACAGAUGCAGUUCUUUAUUCAGCCCUUUUUUUGUUUUAUCCCUACAUCCUGGAGAAGGUAAUCUCAUUUUCUGAUGCUGUGGGUGAAUUGUUUAGUUCCAUUAGGCUGUCACAUUCCAGAGUCCUCUCGUGGAGGGUUGUUGUGAUUAACGGAGUUUCUUUUUCUAUUUCCGUUUCUAUGUUGGGGCUGGAUCACACUGGAAAGAUUUAGGAACCAGUUCAAUACCACCCAGACUAUAAGUUCAUGCCAUUCGUGUACAGGUUGUUAAUGUCAGUUUCUAUCCCUUUCUGUAUCCGAGAUCCUUGCACCAAAUAUAUUUUAUGGUAUGAUACUGGUCUCUA